AUGUUCCAUUUCCUAUAUCUAAGCUUCUGUCUUUGUUGUAUAAUUAGCUGUUUACAAAUUCUUUCUUCACAGUUGGACAAAUGUCUUAACAUUACAUCAAUUAACAUUCAAACGCAACAGCCAAAGCUGUGGACCACUUGGAAUCAGUGA
Nezara viridula (southern green stink bug) is the source of this 150-nucleotide messenger RNA. Lineage: Eukaryota; Metazoa; Arthropoda; Insecta; Hemiptera; Pentatomidae. The record is from the annotation of a GenBank genome assembly.